AUGGAGACGGGCGGGGGCCGGUUCGGGGUGUCGGAGACCCUGGGGGCCCUGAACGCGGCGCUGAAGAAGGAACCCGGCCCCCCCGCCUCCGUCUGGUUCAAGGAGAGCAGCGCCCGGAACCUGCGGAGCCGCGAUUUCCUGGCCCCCCAGGCCGCGCUGCGGCCUCUGUUCGCGGGGGGGCAGGUUCCCAAAGACAUCAUAGAAGAUGUGAUUUCACUAAAAUGCCCUGGAGUACCACCUCUCCAGAGCUGCCAGCAGACCGCACUGGGGCUGACUGUUCAGUUACAGAGACCUGCUGCCUUCCAGCAGGUCCUGAAUUCUAUUGCUGAGUUCACAAAGCCUUCCCAGUCAGCAAGUGCGCAGAGUAUCAUCCUCAACUGCACACCCCUCCGGAGCCGGAGAAGCCUGGACAUGCUUAGCCUGAGCAAUCUGAGAGCCAUUCUAGUAACUGACCACUUGGCUGAAGUGCUCAGAAUACAGGGGAUGAAUGUCCACCUGGUUCCUGCUGUGCCUGACGAAGGAAUCCAGAAGUUCCUGCACCAGCUGAGAGUUGACUGGCCCUCAGAGUUGGAAACGACAUUCAUUCCUGAGGAUGUUUUGGCCUUGAAGCAAGUCCUCAGCCAGUGCCCUCAUGCUACAGUCCCAGGACCGGAGCCAGGGCAGACAAGGCUGGCUGAUGAUGUCAUAUUUAAAGUGCAUUUGAAAAACUUCCUGGCGCAGCAGAGCUUGGAGGGCUAUGACCCCAACCUAGAUGUCUGUCUUGUGACUGAGGAGAAACUGCGGGUCCUGGCAGAGCUGCGACAGAUGGCCCUGCGCUGUGCGGGCACGGGGCCGGGAGGCUGCUGCAGGGUGGUGCAUGUGGUGAGCUGUGAGGGCGAGUUUCAGCAGCAGCAGGUGGAUUUGCUCUGGAGGAUGUUGGACCUGGGAGCUCACACAGCCUUGCAGAAACACCUCGUCUGUGGGCCAGUGAAGGUGGCUAACUCCCCCCCUCCUGUGGGGGCACCCCAGUACUUCCAGCUCCGCAGGUGCCAGAUGUACGAAGCCUCGGUCAUGAAGUAUGGAGACCUUGUUCAGGAUGACUCUUGGACUGAGAUCAUCAGCGUCUUGACAUCAGCUGCCAUCAGGUUUGAAAUGCUGAGUACAGCCCAUCAGAGUCAGAUUAUCCUCGACCUGGAGGACAGCAGCAUCUCCACAAAGGGGACGAAAAGCGGAGCCUUUGUGAUGUACAACUGCGCUCGGCUUGCUACGCUCUUCAAAACAUACCAGCAGGCUGUGGAACAAGGUGCAUACCCGGCCUUCCCCCCAGCAUCAGAACUCAACUUCUCCCUGCUCAGAGAAGAGGGCGAAUGGCUUUUGCUGUUCAACUACAUCCUUCCCUUCCCAGAGACCCUGAGCCAGGCAGCACAACUGCCCCUCUCCAGCAAAGGGACUCGAAUCACAGCCAGCACGGAGGCGGUGUGCAAGUUCCUGAUCCACCUGAGCAUGGACUUCAGCUCCUACUACAACCGCGUUCACAUCCUGGGGGAGCCACUGCCUCACUUGUUCAGCCAGAUGUUUGCUCGGCUACAGCUGAUGAGAGGAGUGAGAGACAUAAUCCACAGGGCCCUGGCUACCCUCCACCUGCCUCCGCUCAGCCAGAUCUGAGCCCUGCGGCCACCACACGAGUGCCAAACGGGGAGCGCAGAGUCUGUUCUGAAGCUGUUGUUAGGAGUUAAAGGGUUAAC
Molecule: messenger RNA, 1724 nt
Organism: Emys orbicularis (European pond turtle)
Lineage: Eukaryota; Metazoa; Chordata; Testudines; Emydidae
Gene: DALRD3
Product: DALR anticodon binding domain containing 3
Exons: 13
Coding region: 1-1644 (547 amino acids)
Biological process (GO): tRNA C3-cytosine methylation; arginyl-tRNA aminoacylation
Molecular function (GO): arginine-tRNA ligase activity; tRNA binding; ATP binding
Source: RefSeq, a predicted model, not a curated record